AUGUAUACCAAGAAGAUCCUCCUCGUCGUGGCAUCGACAGUGGUGACUUCUCAAUGUCUGCCUAUUGUGAAGGCGAACAUCAGCCCUUCAGCCAUGUAUCCCAAGCGCCAACAAGCGAACUAUGUGCCCAUAGCCAACGAUGAAGGAGAUUUACAAGAAAACCAUGAACUUCCAAGCAUUCAAGACUACCGACGUUGCUCGCCCUCCUACACUACUCUGUAUGUGUUCUUUGUGUUCACAUCCUGUGCGAUGGAACUGGUGGGAAGUGUAAAGAAGACGCUCGUCUAUGACCGAAGAUUCUCGAGCGCACCGUCAAAUGAGACCGAGAAGGCUUGGAUGGGGCUCUUUCCGGAUGGUCUUGGCUUCGUCCAGCAUCCCAUAGUCUCCCCCGAAAUCUCCGCGAUAGCAGUGUUCCACUCUCUGCACUGCCUUCAUGCGAUUCACGGGGGAUACUACAAAGCUGUAUCGAUGCAUCUGAACAAGAGGCAGCAGGGGAACCACCACGAUGCCAGUGACGGCGUGUCAGCGUCACACGAGGACCACCAAGAUCCUGCACACCUGAGGCAUUGCUUCGAUUAUUUGCGACAAUCGCUCAUGUGUAGGUCAUGGACUGAGCUUUAUAUGGACGAGCGGACCUAA
This is a messenger RNA of Zymoseptoria tritici IPO323, 639 nucleotides long. RefSeq lists its product as uncharacterized. Bases 1 to 639 code for a protein of 212 amino acids. NCBI's taxonomy places the organism in Eukaryota, Fungi, Ascomycota, Dothideomycetes, Mycosphaerellales, Mycosphaerellaceae. The record is from RefSeq and is a predicted model, not a curated record. The transcript has 5 exons. Gene Ontology annotation, biological process: mycotoxin biosynthetic process.